AUGCGAUACUCUGAUAGUACCUACGAAGAUGAAUUUGGGCUAGAAGACUCUGCAAACAUCCUCUCUGUCAGCAUAGUCUCCUCAGAUGUAGGCUUCCCAGUCAAUGUCUAUGGCCGUGUCAUUGCCAGAGACAGCAUUGACUACAAGUGCAUUUAUCUCUUUCACCGCAAUAGAGAUGAUUGCCAGCGUCUCAACAAGGAUGGAAUGCUGAUUUUAACUGGCCCAAGUCGAGGUCUAGUGCUGGUUGAUUUCAUCUAUCUAGAGAUAGAUCUUAAAAUCAGGGAAGAUGGAGUGUCUCCAGACAGGCCAUUUAGCAAGGGUCUAAUAAGUAUUGAUGGCCGAGUACUGUCUAGAGAGGAAGAUGUCGUGGUUAGAAGUGAAACCCUUGAGAGCUGGCUCAGCACUACGGAAGUGAGAUUCGCAACUGUUCUCAACGCAGUUGAGUGCACCAUUGAAAUCAAGCUUCUUGAGGGCCGUUUCAAAGGAAAUAUAAUAGUUGGCAUCUCAGAUAAAGUUCGCAAUCUGGACACUGAACAAACAAUUGUGAUUCAUGAUAGCAAGACAGAUGGCAUGGUGACAAGUGAUCAAAUUGGAGUUAUCAAACUCCGGCGAAGUGUCAUUACUAUCUGUCUAGAAAGAAUGCUGGUGUUUCACAUGAAUAAUAAUAUGGCUGCUGGUAUUUGUGGUGAACGAACCUUUGAUUUAACUCCACGCCGCACUGGUGCAGAUGAAUUGGAAAUUACGUGUGGUGCUGGGAAGUUCGGAUUCAGGGUCGUCUGGUCCUUGAUGGACUUUAGGCUGUAA
Molecule: messenger RNA, 804 nt
Organism: Triticum dicoccoides
Lineage: Eukaryota; Viridiplantae; Streptophyta; Magnoliopsida; Poales; Poaceae
Exons: 2
Coding region: 1-804 (267 amino acids)
Source: RefSeq, a predicted model, not a curated record